Aegilops tauschii subsp. strangulata is the source of this 654-nucleotide messenger RNA. Lineage: Eukaryota; Viridiplantae; Streptophyta; Magnoliopsida; Poales; Poaceae. The record is from RefSeq and is a predicted model, not a curated record.
AAGAAAUUGGGCUGAAAAAGAGCCCAGGAAGGAGACCUAGGCAUUUGCUUGCCAUGUGCAUGGCCAUAUUUUAUGCAUAGAACAGCUCAAUUUAGAAUGGUUAAUUUAGGCCACUUGCUCCACAUUGUACUUUAUCUAGAUCUUGGCUUCUUGGGGGACAAGAUUUAUGACCAUGGUCAGUGUCUGUGAGUUAAAAAUAGCCUGAACUACUGUGAUUGACAGAUAAAGGUAUAACCGGAUACAAAAAUGUUAGCUAUCAGGCUCCAUCAUGUGCAAGGUGUACUGAAAGGGGUGUGGACCUGGACCAUGGUCAUGACUCAUGGAGCAGAUGUAGGAAGUCGAGCUUUGGAAGAUGCAACCAAGGAGGUUAACGGGUGGUCAGAUCUGGCUAAAAACGGAAAGCAACAGGACACGAGCGCAACUAUCCAUCCAUCCCCAGCGGACAAGGCGAGGCAGGGGCAGGCCGCCACCCCCGUCGGCAUCCGCCCAGCCAUCCAGAAGCGCCAAAGCUGCCAACCCAAGCCAACGCCAACGCGACGCGACGGGAGAUAAGAGAAGGAGAGAAGAGCCCGCCGCGGCGCCGAGCCCUCGUGUCGUCGUGCAGCCCCCCCCCCCCCCCCCCCCCCCCCCCCCCCCCCCCCCCCCCCCCCCCCC